Messenger RNA from Eutrema salsugineum, 1430 nucleotides. RefSeq names its product probable mitochondrial adenine nucleotide transporter BTL1. The coding region runs from base 234 to 1280 and encodes 348 amino acids. Gene Ontology annotation, biological process: transmembrane transport. The record is from RefSeq and is a predicted model, not a curated record. The transcript is spliced from 5 exons. Lineage: Eukaryota; Viridiplantae; Streptophyta; Magnoliopsida; Brassicales; Brassicaceae.
ACAACAUAAACCCUAAAGCUUAAGUCUUCAACAGACUCUAUUUCGUCUCUUUCUUAAAUAAAACUCUUCAUAAUCUGAUGUUUUUUUAUUUGUUUUAGAUUAUAAUUAUGUUUAAUUGAAUAUUCUCACUUUUUGCCCUUUUUUGUAUCUCUGUCCUCUCUCUGAUAAAUUCUUUCAGAGAGAAUAAACGGAGACAGAGAGAGAGAGAGAGAUUUAGUGGGUUUGGGGAGGAAAUGGCAAUGGUUGUUCCAAAAGAAGGACUUGUGGUUAUGGAGAACGUUUCUGUUUCCUCCUCUCCAUCGGAUUCUUCUCUUCGUCUCCAACCUCAGUUUCCUGACUUCACGAUUCCUGUAAAAGAUUUCUUCAAGUCUAGAGAGGCACGUGAGUUUCUUAGCGGGGCACUAGCUGGAGCUAUGACCAAAGCUGUUCUUGCUCCACUUGAGACAAUAAGGACAAGAAUGAUUGUUGGUGUAGGAUCGAAAAGCAUUCCAGGUAGUUUUGUGGAAAUCAUACGGAAGCAAGGGUGGCAAGGUCUUUGGGCUGGCAACGAAAUCAAUAUGAUCCGUAUUGUUCCGACCCAAGCGAUUGAGUUGGGAACGUUUGAGUUUGUAAAGCGUGCAAUGACAUCAGCGCAAGAGAAACUGAAGAAGAUUGAGCAGGCAAAGAUUGAAAUUGGUGACUUUAGUUUCAGCCCGUCCAUAUCUUGGAUCUCUCCUGUUGCUGUGGCCGGUGCAGCCGCAGGUAUCGCCAGUACACUUGUUUGCCAUCCUCUCGAAGUCCUCAAGGAUAGAUUGACUGUGAGCCCUGAGAUUUAUCCAAGCCUGAGCCUUGCAGUUCCAAGGAUAUUCAGAGACGAUGGAAUCCGUGGAUUCUAUGCUGGCUUAGGACCAACACUGAUUGGGAUGCUUCCAUACAGCACAUGUUAUUACUUCAUGUACGACACAAUGAAGACUACAUACUGCAAAUCCAAGAACAAAAAGGCUUUAAGCCGUCCAGAGAUGCUUGUUCUUGGAGCUCUAGCCGGUCUAACGGCGAGCACUAUCAGCUUCCCAUUGGAAGUGGCUCGGAAGCGGUUAAUGGUGGGAUCUCUGAAGGGGCAAUGUCCACCGCACAUGGCUGCAGCGAUAGCAGAAGUGGUGAAGGAAAGAGGAGUGAUGGGACUCUACAGAGGAUGGGGAGCAAGUUGCUUGAAAGUCAUGCCGUCUUCAGGGAUCACUUGGGUCUUCUAUGAAGCCUGGAAAGAUAUUUUACUCGCGGCCAAUACCAAACCACUACUAUAAUGACGACUAUUGAAACUUAGAUUACCAUUGUUAUGAUUUACGGAAUUUGAUGGCUUGGCUUUGCCCCAUGAGAUGUUUUUUUUGACACUUGGGAGUGUUUUGAUUCCCAUGAGAAGUAAGAAGCUGAGUUCUGUUUUCGUUUAGGCUAAA